Molecule: messenger RNA, 3177 nt
Organism: Syngnathoides biaculeatus (alligator pipefish)
Lineage: Eukaryota; Metazoa; Chordata; Actinopteri; Syngnathiformes; Syngnathidae
Product: gap junction alpha-5 protein-like
Exons: 7
Coding region: 366-1526 (386 amino acids)
Biological process (GO): cell communication
Cellular component (GO): connexin complex
Source: RefSeq, a predicted model, not a curated record
ACACACCAAAGUGUGUUCUGGUCUCAUCUCUCUCCGGAUUCAAAGCGCUCGUCGACUUUCCCUCUCCGGUUCCGAAUUUUCUUUUUUUGGGGGCAAAAAAAAAAAAGUCAUCGUGAACGCGGGCGCGGUCACCUUCGGCUCUGCGAGGAAUCCCCGACUUUGCGCAGGUGCAACUCCGCUCUGCUCCUUCCUGCCUUGCUCGAGGGCGCCCGAACGAAGCGGCGACGGUCCGGCGCUGAUCGACCCAGGGCGCUGCUACCCGGGAUUCGAACCCCAAAGUCGCCUUUACAACAUCGCCGGCAUCAUCAGGUAAGCGCCAGAGUCCGGGCCGAGCGCGGGGCGGCGUCCAAACAGCUCGUGAGGAAAUGGCAGACUGGAGUCUGCUGGGAAACUUCCUGGAGGAAGUGCAGGAACACUCCACCUCCAUUGGCAAGGUGUGGCUGACCAUCCUGUUCAUCUUCCGCAUCCUGGUCCUGGGGACGGCCGCCGAAUCGUCGUGGGGCGACGAGCAGGAAGACUUCAACUGCGACACGGAACAGCCGGGCUGCGAGAACGUCUGCUACGACAGGGCCUUCCCCAUCGCUCACAUACGAUACUGGGUGCUCCAGAUCGUGUUCGUGUCCACGCCCAGCCUGGUGUACAUGGGCCACGCCAUGCACACCGUGCGCCGGGAGGAGAAGCGGCGCCACCGAGAGGAGGAGGACGACGACGACGACCCGGGAGGGGGCGACGGGGACGACGAGUCGGGCGACAAGGAAUCGGCAAAGGGCAAGAAGGCGGGGCCGUCGGCCGGCAGGGUGCGUCUGAAGGGGGCGCUGCUGCAGACCUACGUGCUCAGCAUCCUCAUCAGGAGCAUCAUGGAGGUGGUGUUCCUGUGCCUGCAGUACUUCCUGUAUGGAAUAUUUCUCCAUCCUCUUUAUGUUUGCAAGGCGUGGCCUUGUCCCCACCCGGUCAACUGCUACGUGUCGCGGCCCACUGAGAAGAACGUCUUCAUCGUGUUCAUGUUGGCCGUGUCGGGCGUGUCGCUGGUGCUCAGCGUGCUGGAGCUCCACCACCUGGCCUGGAGACACUGCUGCAGACGCCUUUUGGGAUCAAGAAAGGCCGCCGGCGCCACGGAUUCGCCUCAGUCCAAACAAGUGCUCCCGUCUCCGCCUGCGCCUCCGCCGCCGCCGCCGCCGUCCACGCCGCCUCCCGACUUCAGCCAUUGCGUGAUCGGCUCGUCGCACUUUCUGGCGCUGCCCUUUCCCAACCACCGGCUGGCCCGCCAGCAGAAUUCGGUCAACAUGGCGGCCGAGCAGCACAAGAUGGCGGCCGGGGCGCGCGGCGACGAGGGUCCGCGGGACGUGGCCCGCUACUCGGCCGGCUGGCGGGGCGCCGCCGACGUGGCCGCCUGCUAUGACGCCGCCGGGUGCCUGCAAAUCCCCAACGGCGGCGCCGAGCUUCCGUCGUGCCAGAGGGACAAACGGCGACUCAGCAAGACCAGCGGCGCGAGCGGCCGAACGCGAGCCGACGACCUCGCCAUCUGACACCGCGAGCCGCUUCAGCCGCUCGCGUGAAGCUCACGAUGGCCGAACCGACACUGGAGUCAUUCAUUGGGGAACCUCGGAGGAGAAUUCCGCUCUUUAGACCUGACUCGAAACUGAAGUGACAAAGCUCGAGACCUUUUUUUUUUUUUCAUGUUUGAAAAGACAAGGGUGGCACGGUGGAGCAGCCGCUCAAGCGUUGGCCUCACAGUUCUGAGGUCCAUGGUUCAAUACUGGCCUUACCUGUGUGGAGUUUGCAUGUUCUCCCCCAUGCCUGCGUGGGUUUUCUCCAGGCACUCCGGUUUCCUCCCACAUCCCAAAAACUUGCAAAAUUGAUUUGACACUCUAAAUUGCUCAUAGGUGUGAUUGUGAGUGCAGCUGUUUAUCUCCAUGUGCCCUGCAAUUGGCUGGCGACCAGUUCAGGGUGUGCCCCGCCUCCUGCCUGGUGACAGCUGGGAAAGGCACUCCCCGCGACCCUUGUGAGGAUAAGCGGCAAAGAAAAUGGAUCCGGGCUGCAUGUCAAAAGGUCACCGGCAAGGCCGCACUUCCCACCACCCAGAUCGUGACGCAAUAGUCUAACCAAAACACAACAGCACGUAAACGCGCAUCAUGCGGCACACUUUGCAAUUAAUAUUCAUAUCAUAAGAGGACUACAAUAUCAAUGAUACAACCUAUUAUGCGUAUGCAGCUCACUACAGUUGUGUUUCGCUAAUCAAUAUUGGCUUUUCAAGUUUUGCGUUGACUGACCUAAAAAAAAAAAAAAAGGAUGGAAGAAUGAUUUCAAAAUAGAUUUUUUUUCUAUUGGACUUUUUUUUCCCACAAAAAUCAACAGCAGCUCGCAUGAAACUCAUGACAGCCGAACACAACAUUGGACUCAUUGAUGCGGAGGCCUCGCAGCUAAAAGAAUUCCGCUCUUUCCAGCUGAGCCAACAGCUGACGGCGGCCGACGCCCGCGCUUCGCUCGUAUUUGCGGUCGGCGUCGCGAAGAAGCAAUAAUCGAGCACGGGUCAUGUUGACGCCGGCCGUGAUGAAGCCCAUCGGAAGCGGCCCGACGCCAACGAGGCAGCGGUGAGGUCGGCAAACGACUGGACAAAAAAGUCGCAUCUUUGUCAUCGGGGGGAGAAAAUAUUUCCAUGAGGUGACGUACACGUCCAGCAUAUGUCCGGUGACAAAUUCUGUCAAGGAACCUGACAUGUUCGAACGCAUCUUUUCAUUUCUUUUGCCUUUUAAGGCAGGACAGUCAAGUCCAACGGCGGAGCGAGUCAACAUGUUCGCGGAUGUUUUUGAAACGUGAGCGUUAUUUUGAUUCAUUGAAAAAUACAUUAAUCUUCAAAAACAGACUUUUUCUUCAAAGAGGUUGACUUCAUCCUCACGAAAAGGACUUUUUCUAAAAAAAAAAAAAUGCUUUGUACAGCUUGUAAUUUUUUGUUGUUUUUCAACAGUGCAAAAUUUGUGUGGAAACACUUUUGUCAAAAGUGUGAUAUAUAUAUAUAUAUAUUUUAGGAAACAUUUUCAAAAAUGAGACAUUCUGAAAGACAAAAGGACUUAUUCUUGUAGGAUGAUGGCAUUUUCCCCCCCAGUAAUAAUGCAUUUGCCUGUAGGGAAAACAUUGCAACUUUUAUUCUUAUGUACAGUAAUUUUUUUAUUAAAAAAA